Molecule: messenger RNA, 2785 nt
Organism: Cheilinus undulatus (humphead wrasse)
Lineage: Eukaryota; Metazoa; Chordata; Actinopteri; Labriformes; Labridae
Product: nucleolar transcription factor 1-like
Exons: 17
Coding region: 176-1585 (469 amino acids)
Source: RefSeq, a predicted model, not a curated record
GUAGAAGGAAUCCUAACACAUGCUGUUUACUAUAGACAUGCCGUAUGCUGUUCACAAUGUCUGCUUGAAACCACAAAUAAAUGUGUUUCUCGCUGAAUAGGUUAACUGGCUGCUAGAGUUGCAGUCGCGUGGUGAAGCUUGUUAUAUCCGCCGGGUUGAACCUUUAAUUUGAAACAUGACAGCUCUUGAAGGACAGCAUUCUGAGCCUGAAUGGACCAAAAAAGACCUGAUGAAUCUGUGUGCCUCUUUAAAAGACUCCAUCCCGAAGAAUAAAACACAUCGGGUUUACCAGCUAGGAAUGAAAGACGUUGACUGGGAGAAGGUGGCUUUCCCGCCUUACUCUGCAGAAGAAUGCAAGAAAAAGUGGACAGAAAUUUGCCAGCAGAUACGUAAGACACGGACCCUUACGGAGAUUAUUGUUGAGGCUGAAGAUGCCAUUUCUAAUCCCAAGAAGUAUAGAAAUUACUGGAAGAUUUUACAGGUCUGCGCUAAUUACCCGAAGAGACCAAGCCCUGCAAAUAACAUUUUUUUGGAAGAAAACUUUUCCUUGUACAAAAAGAAGCACCCAGGCAGCACACAGCAACAAAUACUUAAAGCUCUCCACAAGAAGUACCAAAAACUCCCGGAUAAAGAGAAGGCUUUAUAUGUGGAGAAACACCAGCUCGCUGCUAAAAAAUACAAAAGAGAAAUGCGGGAGUUGAGCAAAAAAGACAAAUUUCCCAAGAAAAAGAGGAAAAGGGUCUCUGAAACCUCCUCAGAUGAGGGAGAGAGUUCUGUAGGUAAAGAUGAAGAUUGUCCUCCAAAGCCUCCUAGCAGUGGCUAUCAUCUCUUCUGCAAAGAGCACAUGGUAUCUGCGGAGGGUAUUCCAGGUGAAAAAAACAUGGCGCUGGCGGGCCAGAGAUGGCGAGUUAUGACAAAAGAGGAGAAGAAGGAGUACAAUCAACGUUGCAGUGAAAUAAAAACACAGUACUUGGCCAAGCUGGAGGAAUAUUUAAAGAAUUUCAGUAUGAUGAAACAAAAGCAGAUACUUAAAAAGCUGGGCAUCAAAACACAGAUUUGCAGUGAACCCAAGAUGCCAAGAAGAUCUGCUUUCACCUUUUUUAUGCAAGAGAAAAUGGGACAGAUGAACAGGGACAGGGUGGCUCCACGGGCCCGCCAAACCAAGAUCAGUGAGAUGUGGUGGAAACUAUCUGAACAGGAGAAGGAGCCCUACCGGAGAAAAGUGGAGGAGGAUCUUAGUAAAUAUAAACUGGAGCUGCAGGCGUGGUUUGAGAAAUUGACACCAGAACAGCAGGAAGACUAUCAGAAGAAUAACAGCAAGAAAUGUCGGUUCCAUAGACGGUUAAAAAAGUAUGUUUCUGACCAAGAGGACUCUGAUGAAGUUUCUGAACAAGACGAUCAGUCCCACAGACCAACCAUCCCUCCAUGCACUGGCUCCAGCCCUUUGCAACCACACAAGCCAUCAGAUUCAGAAGAUGACAGCAUUGACAGCAGCAGUGAAGAGGACAAUGAUUCAGAGGACAAUUCAGAGGGUGAGGAGCAGGAGGAAGCCUGGGGAGAUGAUAUCUCAUUUGAGAUAUUUUAGAUGGCGAAUGGAAAGCGGAGGCAGCAAUUACACGCCAUCUUCAGAGAUGGAUUCUAGAAUUAAGAAAACUGUUGGAUGAUAUGAUGGCUACAAUGCCACAUGUAAGAACAGCCACGAUAACAUAAUCGACAUGGAUUGUCCAAGACCUCCAAGGAGCACACAGGGUCCCACAAUGUGGCCUUUAGUUUGGGACUGUGGCCUGAAGGGCAUCAACAACUGAUGUGUUGUAGAUUGCAAAAGCCUUGAGAGUUUGGUUUAAAAGCUCCAUGAUACGUAUGUUUCUGGCAUGGUGAGGAUAUAUCUUUUUGGAAAUGACUGAAACUCACUUUUAUUUUACUUUACUUUAUUCUUUUUGACAGACAGUUGUAUAUUCAUCAUGUAUCAUUAUGAUGAUGAUGAUGAGAAUUAUUUAUUUUAGAAUUGUGAAUGUAUAGCAUUGAUUAUUCCAGAGCACAUGUUCUUUAAUAGUUCUUAAUAACAAAAAUCAAGGCGUAGGUGGUCAUUUUGAUCAGCCACCUACAAAAUAAUCCAUCUGAGGUCACUGAUGUAAAAUAUAUCAAGUCAUUGUGGGUAAAGAGAAUAAAACAACUUUCAUUGUACGAUUGCACAAAUGGUCUUGACUUCAUUUGCUGUUUGAGAAUGAAGUUAAAAACAAUAAUGAAAAGGACAUUUUCAUUUUAGAUGUUCAUGUUUUAAAAUAGUUUAUGGGAUUUCCUGUUUUUCUUUUGACUGCUGGUAGAAGCAUGUAUUGUAUUACCUUGGCUUGGACUCUUGUAAAGUUGGUAAAUCCUGAGAGGAAGUCCUAUCAAUAAACAUGUUUGGAAAUUUACUUGAAAUUUAAAUUUAGCUAAGGUUCCUCCCAUUUCUAUUGAUCUUUGCUGAGAUGUUACUACACCUUGAUUGGAGUCCACAUGUGUUAAAUUGAAAGUCACACACCUCUUUAUAGAAGGCCUCACAGCUGAUGAUGUAUAUUAGAGCAAAAACCAAGCCAUGAGGUCAAAGGAACUGCCUGAAGAUGUCUGGCUCAACUUGGACUCUUCCAAGGGUUGGACAUCAGGCCAAACAGCCAAUGGGGGAGAAGGGACUUGGUAGGAGAGGUGACCAAGAAAUGGAUGAUCACUCUGACAGAGCUCCAGCGAUCCUGUGUGGAGAUGGGAAAAAAUUUCCAGAAGGACAACCAUCACUGCAACUCUCCACCAA